This is a messenger RNA of Neopelma chrysocephalum (saffron-crested tyrant-manakin), 3956 nucleotides long. It is a transcript of the gene RUNX3, whose product is annotated as runt related transcription factor 3. The coding region runs from base 1 to 1212 and encodes 403 amino acids. Gene Ontology annotation, cellular component: nucleus. The transcript has 5 exons. Gene Ontology annotation, biological process: regulation of cell differentiation; hemopoiesis; neuron differentiation. NCBI's taxonomy places the organism in Eukaryota, Metazoa, Chordata, Aves, Passeriformes, Pipridae. Gene Ontology annotation, molecular function: ATP binding; DNA-binding transcription factor activity, RNA polymerase II-specific; RNA polymerase II cis-regulatory region sequence-specific DNA binding. The record is from RefSeq and is a predicted model, not a curated record.
AUGCGUAUUCCCGUAGACCCGAGCACCAGCAGGCGCUUCACACCCCCCUCCACGGCCUUCCCCUGCGGCAAGAUGGGAGAGAACAGCGGGGCGCUGGGGGCCCCCGCGCCGGGCGCCCGCGCUCGGCCCGAGGUCCGCUCCGUCGUGGAUGUACUGGCCGACCACGCCGGAGAGCUGGUGCGCACCGACAGCCCCAACUUCUUGUGCUCCGUGCUGCCGUCCCACUGGAGGUGCAACAAGACGCUGCCCGUCGCCUUCAAGGUUGUAGCCCUCGGAGAUGUUCCCGAUGGGACCGUGGUCACGGUGAUGGCGGGGAACGACGAAAAUUACUCGGCGGAGCUGCGCAACGCCUCCGCCGUGAUGAAAAACCAAGUAGCAAGAUUUAACGACCUCAGAUUUGUUGGGAGAAGCGGCAGGGGAAAAAGCUUCACCCUGACCAUCACUGUGUUCACCAACCCCACCCAAGUCGCCACCUAUCACCGAGCCAUCAAAGUGACCGUAGAUGGACCCCGGGAGCCACGAAGGCACAGACAAAAGCUAGAAGACCAAGCCAAACCCUUCACCGACCGCUACGGGGAGCUGGAACGGCUGCGCCAGUCCAUGAGAGUCACCCCGACAACACCCAACCCCCGCGGAUCCCUCAGCACCCCGAGCCACUUCGGGUCCCAGGCUCAGACUCCAAUACAAGGCACGUCAGACCUGAGCCCCUUCUCUGACCCCCGGCAGUUCGACCGCUCCUUCCCGACGCUGCCGGCGCUCACCGAGACCAGGUUCUCCGACCCACGGAUGCAUUAUCCCGGCGCCAUGUCCGCCGCCUUCCCGUACACCGCCACCCCCUCGGCCACGGGCAUCGGGGGCAUCAGCAUGACCAGCAUGCCCACCACGACGCGCUUCCACCACACCUACCUGCCGCCCCCCUACCCCGGCUCCACGCAGAACCAGAGCGGACCCUUCCAGGCCAACCCCUCUCCGUACCAUUUGUACUACGGCACGUCCUCGGGCUCCUACCAGUUCUCCAUGGUGGCGGGCGGCGAGCGCUCGCCCACCCGGAUGCUCUCGUCCUGCACAAGCGCCUCAGCGGGGAACAACCUAAUGAAUCCCACCCUGGGCAAUCAGAACGACGGGGUGGAUGCGGACGGGAGCCACAGUAACUCACCCACGACCAUGACGACUACUGGGAGGAUGGAUGAGUCGGUCUGGAGACCCUACUAGGAGGAACUCGGCUGUGCGCCGAUGUCUUUUAACUCAAUCAGCCACCUUUUGCUCCUUUUGGUAGUGACCAGAGCAAAGUGAUGCCUAAACCAAAGCCUCCCAAACCAAAAGCAAACCAGGAUCCUCUGCAUGCAAGCACGGGCAAACAUCAAGCAAAGACGGACCAGGACCUACGUUACAUUUCAAGAUGAACAUCCACGAGGCUUGAUGUGGUUCCUUUUGUGUGUCUUAAAUAUGUGGAUUGUACAUAGGGGGGAAAAAAAAAAGGACAUGUGGAAUCAGAUGUUUGUUACUCACAGAACACUUCUCAGUCAUCUCACUCACACCUCUUCCCCUCAAAAAGAGUGAAGAAAAGCUUCACCCUUCAGAAUGGUUCAGAGAAGAGAAAAGACCAGGGAGUUGCCCAAACCGUCUCUCUGCCAGCGCAAGAGGACUGAACUGAGAAAAAAAAAGAAAAAAGGAGGGGAAAAAAAAAAAAAGAAAAAAAAAAAUCCCAUUGUCUCUUCUCCUUCCCUUCCCACUGGUGUAGGGUCCCUGACCACCAAAGAGCUCCGGAACGACGCCAGAGCAGUCGGGUUUACAGCACAACCGUGGGGAUCGGGCACGGCGGGGCUGCGCCGGCGUCAGCCACGUGAACAGGAGCUGUGAUGUGAUUAUUAUUAUUAUUAUUAUUAUUUGCUGUUGGCGACAGAGGUUGUAUUGUUCAUUUUUUUGUCAUUGUCGUCACUUUUAAAACAGUAACGUGGCUGAUCCCGUGCCUGACGGGCCCCUUUUCUCUAUGUUUACACACGAGAUGUACUUUUUACGCGACGUGUUUUGUUUUGUUUUGUUUGCUCUUCUGUCCUGACCUCACCACUCAGUUCUUUGCUCCUCUUAGCAGAUCUCAGUGAUGGUGGCUGAAGUGAAGGUGGCAUUCAGGACAAUCCAAGACGGAUGAGAUGCACUUCCAAGCGCGUUAGCUGCAAAAGAGACUUGGGGGCCUUUGGCAUGUGCUUGCCACUGCUCUCCGGGUCUUCUUUCCUCCUCUCUGAGUGGCAACACAUGCAGCUGGUGGCAAAGCAUCAUCACUCUGUUAUGAUUCUUUCCCACGUUUUCACCCAGAGUGGAUUGACACGAUGACUUUUUAUUUUGACUUACACUUGUCGGUUCACGCUGAAAGCUCUAACUGAGAUUUGGAGAAAGGAGCACUUUCUACACUUGGUGGUUGGGAAUAUUGUGAAGUGAUGUUAUCUAGUCUUUUCCAUCCCCUCACCCUCCUUCCCUUCCCCUCAGGUGACCCAGAGCAUGGGGUAUCUUGCUGUAGAUGAAUAAGCUGAAGAAGGGCCACUGAAGGUACUAUCAGCCCAUCAAUGACUGGUUGCAUCUUGUGGCAUUUGGAGGAACCAGCUCUCCCAGGCACCCUUGUAGCUGAUACCAAAGACAUUGCAACCAAACAGGGCCAUAAUGGAGGUCGUAGGCAGCUGGAGAGGCCGUCUGGGCUCCUCCAAGCCGGGGUCAGUGGUUUGGCUCUGAUGCACAAUGCAGGGCUUGUCACCUCCUGCAAGCCAGCUGGGCUUUCUGCUGGCAUGGGAAUUGGGGCUGGAUUCAUGAUUCCCUACCCUGGCAGGGCUGAGGGUGUGUGGAUGGGUUCCUGGGGAAUGUGUAACUGCAGUACCCACUGCCCUCCAGAGCCUCCCCUGCAGCGCGGGGACACGGACAGCCCCAGCCCCCAGCACCACCAGUAACCGAGCCUUUGUCUUUUAAUUUUUUACCAUGAACAUCCGAAAAUUGAAACCCUGUAGCUGCCCCCCUGGGCCCCUCUGCCUCGGUCACACCAUCACAGCCACGUCACCUGUCCCCAAAUCUCAGUUGGCAGCUUGUCAGCCCUCGGUCGAGGCACAGAGCGUUGUAAUUGCACUACCACGUCGAGACUGGAGCAAGACAUCCUGGCUUAGUUGGAAAGCUGCGAUGACCACUCAUGAGUUCAAUAAGCAACAAGAAGAACAACUCUUUUAAAUAAUAAUAAUAAUGAUAAUGAUGAUAAUAAUAAAAAUAAAAAGCCUUACCCCAGCAAAACUGCAACCUUCACUUGCCUUAGCGCCAGCAGGCACCGUGCCGGCGCUCGCCGGCUCUGGAACUGGACCACGGCAGCCUGUGUUUGAUGCAUUUACAUUUGUCAUCCACUGAUUGAAAGCACAAAGGAAACAAGGCAUUCGUAGUACUAGGUUAAUUUAAGACUGUUCGUAAUGAAUUUUAAAAGAGAAAAUAAUAAGAAUGGCAACAAUGUUGUUUUUAUGACAUAUUGUCAUGUGAAGGUGUAAAUAGAUGCACCUCUGUUGUAUGCAAAUGGUCAUGAGACAGGCCAAUGUUUUUUGCUUUGCACUAUAAUUUGCUUUUUUAAAAAAUGCACAAUCGCUUGUACAGUAAAACCCCUUUGUCUGGCUCACAGAAUAUUUAACUAUAAAAUCUAAUUUUUGGUCUUAUUUGUUAUAAUAAUAUAAUUCUUAAGUGUGUUGAAGGAUACGAUUCUUAAUAAUGCUUCUAAUACUUGUACGUGCAGGGUAAAAUAACACCAGACUAAGGAGAUGAGAACAAAGAUCUUUGUAGAUAAAGAAGGCUGAAGUUUUUGGUUUUUUUAAUGGUGUCUUACAGUGGACAUUAAAAAAAAAAAGCUAGUGAUACCAAAAAAUGUGGUUAUUUGUGUAAUAUACCAGCCCUACUUGAAGGUAAUGCCCUAUAUUUAAUAUGUAGCCCAACUUUUUAAC